Molecule: messenger RNA, 3663 nt
Organism: Brassica rapa (field mustard)
Lineage: Eukaryota; Viridiplantae; Streptophyta; Magnoliopsida; Brassicales; Brassicaceae
Product: pectin acetylesterase 9-like
Molecular function (GO): hydrolase activity
Source: RefSeq, a predicted model, not a curated record
AUAUUAACCGUCUAACUUUUAACGUGAGAGCUCGAAUUUAUAUAUGUUUAUGUUCUCUAUGUAACAUAUAUUUAAAUUGUAUGUAUAACUCAUUAUAAUUAUUUAAUUCAUUUAUGUAGAAUUAGGUGUUUGGCCCGUGCAUGCGGGCAAAAAUAUUUUGUAAUUACUUAUUAAUACAUUUGUACCAAUUAGAAUACUAAAAUGAUAAUUUAUUAUUUAUAUUUUUAACAAUUAUUAUUUAUGUUUUCAUUUGAAAAUUCAUAAAUAUAAAUUUUCUGAAAAUUUCUUUGUACACUAUAUUCACUAUUAAUAGAUUAAAUCUUAAAAUCACUCAAAUUCUCUUUUUGAUUAUAUAAAAUUAAGAAUUUUACUUCAUUAAUAUCUAGUUAUAGUUAUGUGUAUUCUGUUUUUUAAUUUUUAACUUUGAGAGCACUUCAUUAAUAUCUAGUUUGAGUAACAUGCGCAUUAUCUUUGAAUGUUCAGUAUCGGAAGUGAAAGACGAUGUUCUCUCUUAUCCCCCAUCGUUUCCCUGAGCUCCAAUCAUUAGCUUCAAGCAUCAUGCUCCGUCUGCAGUCCUUUGAGUCUUGGUCACUCUGCUUCAUCUUGCAAGAGCAGAAUAUAAUAGCUACUGGAAUUGCGAUGAGUGUCAUCCAUGGACAUCGUUACCACUCUUACAUUGCGCAGCAUGGGCCAGCUUGGCUUCCGAACCACAAUGAUAUUGAAGCUGCCAAUGCUUAUUAGAUCGGCGCAUCCCAUUCCAUUUGCCUCCGUUGAAAGCUAUGUUGAUAGGUCUGGGAUCAUUGGUUAUCUCUCCCCUUCGGAUGUCUAGACUUAAAUCUAUAUGGUACCUACUGGUAUCUGCUCUUAUUGUUAUUUUUUAUGUCUUUCCAAAGUUUUUGGUUUUAUUUGGAACCAAUCGCGAGAUCAUGUAUCUCCACAAACUCAUGAAUAAAGGUUAUUUCAGUGUUAAAAAAAAAGAAGUUCAUUCCAUGGACAAAAUGUAAUGAUUUUAUAAAUUUUUGGCAGCUUCAUUUCAAAGGCAAAGAAAACAUCAUGUGCAUUUGGAGAAUAAGGAGGGACCUCAGGACCAAACUACUUCAUAAUGGCUACCAACCAUAACUAACAAUUAAUUUUUGUCUUUCUUGAUGAUUAAACGAAUGUCAGUUUAAUUUAAUAAAAUAUAUACAUUUGCAUAAAACUUGGUUGACUUAAGAAAUCAAGUGUUUUUGUUAAAUGAAAACAUAAUGAUAAAUAACAAACAUUUGAUUAGUUAAUUAAUGUAAGUUAAUGUUUAUAAAUAGUAUGUCAUAUGUACCCGUUGACAUCUGUUUACAUGUAUUCUGAAUUAUUAAAAUACAUAAUAUUGUUUAAAAAAAAAGAUAUAAUUAUACAAGAUUGGUGAACCUAAUCCAGAAGACAUCUACAAAGAUUGAUUUCCGACGCUAAUCCAUCGGCUGGUGACCCAUCUCCAAUUCUCCAUACUCCGAAUUAUUUCAAAAAAAGAAAAAAAGACAUUCAUUUCCCAUUGUAAUUUGUUUGUUCCUUUCUACGCACUAUGUUUGUCUAUUCUACACAUAACUAGAUUAACUCGCGUGUGGGUGUUUGUGAAAGUCAUUGAAAAUAAGAAAUCAAAUGUGGAGUCUUACUUGAAUUUUUCAUGUAGGUAAAUAAAAACAAAACAAAGAACAUAAAAAGUAAAAUAAUUUAAUUUUUGGUCAGAUGUCUCUCUUUACACACACACAUGAAAGAUAAGUUCUGUCUCCAUGUGACGAAUUGUGAAUGUAUAUUUGUAUCUGCAUAUAUAUAUAACAUGACGAAAGUUUCUUUGUGCCUAUCAAAAUCUUAAGCUCUCUCUCCCUUUCAUUUGUUUACCUCUUGCCCACUUGGCCUCUCCUUUCCCUUUCUUCACCAAAUAACUUUCCAUUAUAUUUAUGUAAAAUAUCUACAAAUAUAAACGUUUCCAUUUCCCUCUCAAGAAUCUCAAAUAUCUAGCUAUCAAAUUUUCAUUUCUUGACACACAACAAGAAGAUAAACACACAAGCAUCUAAUUCAACAACCCCUUACACCUUAAAACAAUGAAGACGCCGCGGCUUCUCGAUCUAAUGGCGGCGAUGGUUCUUCUCGUCUCUGUUGCCUCAUCUCUGCCGCCGCUUGUUUCAGGCGACCCAGGGCGGCGAGUCAGCAUGACACUGGUUCGAGGGGCCGCUGCUCUUGGUGCUUUUUGCUUGGACGGUAGCUUACCGGCUUAUCACUUGGAUAUAGGCUUCGGUGCUGGAUCAAACAAUUGGCUUUUGCAGUUUGAGGGAGGAGGUUGGUGCAAUGAUAUAGCAUCAUGCGUGGAUAGAUCAAAGACCCGUCGAGGUUCAACACGUUUUAUGAGCAAAACCGCCGUCUUCACUGGAAUCUUGAGCAAUAACGCCUCUUUAAAUCCAGAUUUUUACAACUGGAACAAAGUCAGGCUAGGUAACUGAAGGUAUUGCGAUGGAGCUUCGUUUGCGGGAGACGCACAGUUUCGCAACGGGACGUCAAUGCUUUAUUUCAGAGGACAACGUAUAUGGAAGGCCAUCAUUCUUGACCUUCUACCCAAAGGUUUAGCAAAAGCCCGCAAGGCUCUUCUGACCGGUUGUUCAGCUGGUGGUUUGUCGACAUUUUUGCAUUGCGACAACUUCAAGAACUAUCUUCCAAGAACCGCCAACGUUAAGUGCAUGAGCGACGCUGGAUUCUUUCUUGACGCAAUCGAUGUAGCAGCAAACCGGACAAUGAGAUCUUUCUACACUAAGCUUGUGUCUUUACAGGGUAUACAAAAGAACCUUGAUCCAAACUGCACACGAGCGUUCUAUCCCGAACCAUCUCUGUGCUUUUUCCCGCAAUAUGCGUUGAGAUUCAUUAGAACACCAAUGUUCAUCUUAAACUCAGCCUACGAUGUCUUCCAGUUCCAUCAUGGGCUUGUACCACCUUCUGCUGACUUAACUGGGCGUUGGAAGCGCUGCAAGCUUAAUGUGACGGCAUGUAAUCCACACCAGCUCGAUGCACUCCAAGGGUUUAGGACAGAUAUGUUGGGAGCAUUAAUGAAUUUCUUCAGAAAUUCUACUAGAGGAGGGAUGUUUAUAAACUCAUGCUUCGAUCAUUGUCAGAGUGCUUUACAGGAAACUUGGCUAUCUCCCACUUCACCAAGGAUCCAUAAUAAGACAAUUGCUAGGACGGUCGGAGAUUGGUAUUUCGGGAGACGAAAUGGAGCAAAAGAAAUAGGUUGUCCAUAUCCAUGUGAUAAAACAUGUCAUAAUCUGAUUCCAACUUCUACUACAGCAGAUUCUUUGGUAAAUUUGGACAUUUAACAGUUACAGUUUCAAGAGCAAUACGUUACUGUAAAUAUACGAAUAAUACUAAAUUGAAUUUGUAAUUAUGUGUUUUUUUUUCUUAUCUAAGCCUCUUAGUGCUCUCAAAUUUUACAUUUUAUUUUGUGUGUAACAUGAAUAUUCAGGUUCUUCAUUUUAAUGAUUUGAUUAUGUAGCAAUCAAGAUGUGAUAAAGAAGUCUAACUCUCCUUUUUUGUCAUGUUUGUAUGCUCAAGAUUGCAGAAGCUGACACUAAUCAAGAUUACGAUGAUAGUCCAAAUAGACAAAUAAAUCAUUACAAUAACAAUAAUACAAUACCAUUACAUAUA